UUGUGGAGUUGUGGACAAGAGCAGUCGAUUGAAUUGAAGAUCGGAGAGAUCCAGAGAGUGGCAUGGCAGGAGCAGAUCUGGAAAGAGUGGUGGAGUUGCUGCGCUCGGAGCGCAUGGAUGAGCAGCUCCGGCUGCUUGGGGCGGGCACCCUGCUCGCAGAGCUGCGUUCAGCCGUCUCCGUCAUCCACAGCAACGGCACCGUCUCCAGGGGGGGGAACCAGAGGCUCAUGCUCUUCAUCCAGUCUCAGGCCGCUCCCCUGCGUGAGCUGCUGGACACAUUGCUGCACACGCGGAUAAGAGCAGAGGGAUGGCAUCAGGUGACUGCUGUCCUGUUUUGUCGCCGCUUCUCCCGCUCGUCCGCCCUCCGUGAUCUGGGCCUGUUCUUGGACAGGUUCAGAUCACUGGCAUCCUACGUGGACAGGCCCUCCUACGGCCCUGGCCUCCCGGCUCCUCCGAACAGAGACGCCCUCCCAGUCCCAGCGACAGCAUCCAUGGUGGGAAGAUCGGACCUGUUGGAGAAGAUGGUGAGCGUCUUGCUCGCCGAUCGAACCCGCUCCGACGGGCUGCUGGUGAUGCCCAUUGUCGGGGGUCCCGGCGUUGGCAAGACCGCCCUCGCCAGGGCCCUGCUGCGCGACGACAGGGUGAAGCGCAAGUUCGGCGUGCGGCUCGCGGUGCCAGUCACGCGGAAAUUCUUCCUCGAGACGACGCUGAUUCUGCUCAUCUCUCCAGAGGUAGCCGCCCAUGUCCAGUACAACUAUACUCCGGAGGUCAUGGCGAGCCGCAUCAGCCGCUCGCUGAGGGGACGGGACUACCUGAUCGUCCUGGAUGAUAUGUGGAGCGACAAGGAAGGAAAAUGGUUGGAGAUAGGUGCCCUGAUGAGGUCCCUGCCUUGGAAUGGCGCGGUGGUCGUCACCACCCGGACUCGUGACGUCGCAGCCAAGCUUGCCGGCACCAUCACAGAAGCCUCCUGCACAAACAAGCCCUUCUAUCUGCAGUCUCUGGAGCCGGAAUUCUCCUCCUCGUUCGUGGAUGAAUGGGCCGCCGCGUACUGUGGCGAUUGGCCCGGUGAGCUCUUCAGAGAAGCAGGUACCAAGAUUGCCGAUAGAUGCAGCGGCGUGCCAUUGCUAUUGCAGUAUGCAGGUGCACGUUUUUGCCAGCCGCAGGGCGACAAGUUCUGGCAAGGAUUUCUGGGGGAUACUACGGAUUCCAGCGUCCGACAUCCGGGCAUUUACUUCUGGCGAGAGGUGCUGUGGUGCAUCGACGAACUGCCACACGAUAGGUUCUGGCAGCAAUUUCUGGGGCACUCUGGUGAUCUGCCUGAUGGGAAUGCAGUCUUGGAGAGCGCUGCCGCCGGCUACCAACAUCUCCCGUCCGACAUGCGGAGCUGCCUCUUGUAUUGCUCCAUGUUCCCUUCAGGCUACGACUACGAUGUCGAGGAGUUGUCUGAUCUCUUGGCGGCGCAGAGCUACAUACCGCCCGCGGUAGCCAAAGCGCAACAGAAAGGGUUUCUGCAGCAGCUCCUUGAUGAGUGCUUCUACCCGUUGCAAGAGCAUGAGUACGGGGACAAGUGUAUGUACAGGAUGCACAAGGUGCUGCACAUCUUUGCACAGUUCAUGGAUAUGAAAACUAGUUCAGUUGUCAGAGCUGACCAGGCAACUCAGCUUGCCACUAAAGCUGCAUCCCAGAGUCUUACUUCUCUUCGACGUGCAUCGCUAAUUGUUAACCCACUGACAGCAUCGUUUCCUACAAGUUUGUUCAAGUGCGAAGAAUUGGGAGCACUGAUACUAAUUCAAGAAGGAGCAAUGUGCACACCCGACCAGCCUCGAUGUGAGAUCUCAGAGAUUCCCCAAGAGUUUUUGAAUUCAUGUCUUCGCGUACAGGCGUUGAAUUUCAGAGCUACUAAGAUCAGGACGCUUCCUACAAAGUUUGUGGAGACGUACAAGUACAACAUGAGAUAUCUCAACCUUUCGCUGACAGAUAUUGACAAUCUCCCCAGCUCAAUCGCCAGGUUGGUGUCUCUUCAAACACUCAUACUCUCGUAUUGUGACAAGCUCCGGAAGCUGCAUCCUAACGUGACCAAGCUUUCCGUCCUACAAAAGUUGGAACUUGAAGGCUGUUGCAACCUGGUCGAAUUGCCUCAGGACUUGAGCAAAAUGAAGAAGCUUGAGCACCUAAACGUUAUUGAGUGCUCAUCGCUCACUCAGCUGCCACGAGGGAUAGGCCAACUGAAAAGGCUUCAAAUGUUAUUGGGCUACAUUGUUUCCUACGCCGAUGGAAAUCCAAUGUCAGAGUUGGAAUCAUUGACAAACCUCCAUGGCCUCAGUCUGCAAAGUCUUGAAAAGGUUAUUGAUCCUUUAGAUGCAAGAUUUGCAAGAUUGAAUUACAAAACAAAUCUUGAGUCGUUGACAUUGCAGUGGAACAUGGAUGAUUAUUCGAACGAUACAAUACCAGCUUAUGCCGUACUUGAAUCUCUUCAGCCUCACCGACGCUUGAAAGCAUUGGAGAUUGUUGGAUAUGAAGGAAAGUACCUUCCUUCUUGGAUGGUCGUGACUAAACCAUAUCUGGUGUCUCUUGUGGAGAUCAGGCUGAUUAAUCUGAGGUCAUGUGAAAAAGUAUUGCCUCCACUGGGGCUACUACCAUCUCUGAAGAUUGCUGAGAUAAGUGGGGCUGAAACAAUCUGCAGCGUCAAGGAUAAUUUCUAUGGCCAUAAAGGCAGAUUUCCCUCAUUGGAGAAGUUAGUUUUCUCAUACAUGCAUAACCUUGAAAUCUGGGAACAGGAGCACCGCCCGGGCAUGUUUCCCCGCCUCAGAGAAUUGGUAAUCAUCCAAUGCCCAAAACUGAGAGCAUUGCACAUGGAGCUCCCAUCACUUGAGAAGUUGGAACUUUGGAUGAAUAACAAGAUGCUGUACGGCCUGAAAGGAGCCUUGCGAGGUGUAGCCAAGACCCUGGAGCAUAUAUCGAUUUCCUUCGGUGAAGAGCUGCUAGCUUAUUCACAAUGCGAGGGCCUGCGGGAUCUUGGUAAGCUCACCAAGCUGGAGAUAUGCGGGUGCGACGAGCUGACAUGCCUCCCACAGGGUUUGCAGCAUCUUUCAUCCAUCAGAAUCUUGAGGAUUGACAACUGCAGCAAACUGAAGACGUUGCCAGAUUGGUUGGAGAACCUACCUUCUCUUCGAAUUGUGCAGUUAUCAGGCUGUCCUCUGCUGCAGCACAUGCCUGGAGGCUUGCAACAACGUCCCAGAAUCAUACAUGUCGAGGACUGCCCCAACCUACCAGAAGAACCGUUUCCUGGUUUCCAGCGCAGCCAAUAGGUCACUAUUCACAGUCCAGCACAUCGCAUGACGAGAAGAGGAAGAAAUGAAGCCCAAUGGCCAGGAAAGGGUUGUUCCGUUGAAAGCCGGCGGCCCUCCAGCCAUAGUACGUGUUCGUGGAGUUGGGCCUCGUCACCCCCUUUGGGCCCACAUUUGACAUGGGACAUUCCUCCCUCCUAAUUAAGAGGAACCGGCUGAGACUGCAAGUCCUGCCAAUUAGCAUACGUGGAGUUGGGUCUUGUCGCCCCCCUUGGGCUGACAUUUGACAUGGGACAUUCCUCCCUCUAAAUUGAGAGGAACCAGCUGAGACUGCUAGUCCUGCCAAUUAGCAUCCGGAGAAAGCUAUAUAGCUUUCGUUGUUUGAGAUCUCGUGUAGCCCUAGUGGACCACACGAUCUCAUUCUCUCUAUCUCCACUACUCUCUCGCGCGCUGUUGCGUUCUGUCCCAAUGUCUGAGGUCGGGAUGGAAGCUGGGUGGGAGUGGCUUGGUGGUGAGGUUGCCACCAGCCGUGCGUCAUGGUAAAGGCCGGCGGUGGGUGGCGGAGGUUAGGUUAGGGUUCGUUAUUUCCGGAGGGUUCCAAUGGCCUCCACGCCGCCAGGGCUAGACAUUCGAUGGGAAGAGCCAGCGGCGGGGGUGAUGAGGACAAUCAGAGUAGGAAGGGCAGUGGUGGAUGGUGGGUGGACGGCGCACUUCCACUAGCCAAGGCAGCGGAGGAGGGUGCGGAGAAGAAGGAAACCACGGCGUAGGGAGGGGGUGAGGAAGACCGAAUGUGGGCUGGUCGGAAUGGUGGAUGGUGGGCAGGCGGUGGACUAGCCGCCACUUGCCGCGGUGGUGGACGAGCAGGUGGAGGUGGGAGGCGUUGGAGGUGGAAGAAGACGUCGGCACUUCAAGGAAGAAGAAUGCCGAUUGGUUUGUUGUUGAUGGGCCUAGCUCAGUUAACUACAUCUGGCUUUGGAAGCCAGAUAGAAGCCCCCAUGAGCACCAACAUCCGGUUCAUCAGGCUCGUCAAUCUUUUGACUGUGUCACAACAAGAACAUCGACUUUCUGUCACAACCGUCCAAGACAUGGUAGAGAAAAGAGGGCUAGGCGGUUCUUCAGUUAUGCUCUUGGCCGAUGCCUUGUUGCUCUUUUGCUCGUUAAGGAACUGUUUUCAGCUGUAAUUGAACCCUCCCCAUGAGAUGUUUUCCUCUGAUUAAACCCGACUAUAAUAUGUGAUAAACUCGUAAACUUUUACAUUGUUAGUGAAGGGUGACUUAUUAUUGAUAACGAACUAAUAAUUUUAUGACGUAUUA
This is a messenger RNA of Setaria italica (foxtail millet), 4600 nucleotides long. RefSeq names its product putative disease resistance protein RGA1. NCBI's taxonomy places the organism in Eukaryota, Viridiplantae, Streptophyta, Magnoliopsida, Poales, Poaceae. Bases 63 to 3308 code for a protein of 1081 amino acids. The transcript has 2 exons. Gene Ontology annotation, molecular function: ADP binding. The record is from RefSeq and is a predicted model, not a curated record.